AUGCAGCAAAUUACACCAUUUGAAAAAUCUAUAUGCAAGUAUGGAACUUUACACUUGGAACCACAUACUAUGGCUUUAUGUGACGAUGUAUCAGACAGCAAACUGUUUCAAGGUGAUAUGCUAUUAACUGCUGAACAACGAUCCCUUUUCGAGGAUAGUAAGAGUGUUAAAAGAGCAGCUAUCAUAAAAAGGUAUCAUUGGACGAACAAAACUAUUUAUUAUGAAAUUUCCCCAAAACUUGGUAAAAACGCAACAAGAUUAAUAAGAAGGGGAAUACAGCGUUGGCAAGAAUCAACCUGCCGGCAGCUCCUCUCUAUUGGCAAAGAAUGUGAGAAUAUUAAAACUGUUCUUCAUGAAAUUGGACAUGCUAUUGGUUUUUUUCACGAACAAUCCCGAUCAGAUCGAGAUUCUUACAUCAAAGUUAUGAAAGAUAAUUUUAUAGAGAAAGAUUCAAGGUUUGAAAACCAGUUUUAUGUAUUUAAAACCGCGUCAGAUAGUAUGGGAUAUCCUUACGACUUUGAGUCAAUUAUGCACUACCCUGGAGAUUUAGGUGCAAAAAAUGGAACGAAAACGAUGGAAAUAUUGGAAAAAUACCGAUAUCUAAACUUUACACUAGGGAUGAAAGAAGAUUUAACUUUUUUGGACAUUGCCCAAGCUCGAGCUAUGUACAAAUGCAAUAAGAUUCCUAUUCCAGAAAGCAAAAUGGUCUGUGUUAGCAGGAAAACAAAAGGUCGUGAUUACAGAGGGAAGUUGGAUUACACAGAGAAAGGUGUCAUGUGCCAACCCUGGAAUAAGAAGUAUCCGCAUUCUCAUAAUUACAGUUUGUCAACCAACGAAGACGGACUUGGUGAACAUAAUUAUUGUCGCAAUCCAGCUGGCAAACGAAAACGUCCAUGGUGUCUUACAACUCUAACGAAUCAUAAAUGGCAAUACUGCGAUUUAAAAUUAUGUCAAAAUUGA
Messenger RNA from Hydractinia symbiolongicarpus, 960 nucleotides. RefSeq names its product protein SpAN-like. Gene Ontology annotation, biological process: proteolysis. The record is from RefSeq and is a predicted model, not a curated record. The transcript has 6 exons. Bases 1 to 960 code for a protein of 319 amino acids. Gene Ontology annotation, molecular function: metalloendopeptidase activity; zinc ion binding. Lineage: Eukaryota; Metazoa; Cnidaria; Hydrozoa; Anthoathecata; Hydractiniidae.